AUGGGUUCUGUCAUAGAAGACGUUAACCUGCUAAUCAGGCAGUUCAACACUACGAGUGACCCAGAGACACUUGGGCAUACUUUACAUGGACUCAUCGAAUAUGCAGCGAGCCGCCAUAUGAAUAAAACAGCCUUGAUAUGUGCCGACUCGGAGUUGACCUUCAAAGAGGUCAACGAGCGCGCUAAUUGUUACGGCAACUCUUUGAUCAAACAGGGAAUUGAACGCGGCGAUAUUGUCGGCGUUGCCCUGGAUCGGUCAAUUGAUCUUGUACCUAUGCUUUUGGCAGUAUUGAAAGCCGGAGCAGUCUAUAUACCUAUCGAUCCUUCUUUACCUCCACAAAGGAUCUGCCAGCUGCUGGCUGAUUCACACUCGAAACUUGUCAUCGCCGAUGCCAGUUCUCUCGAUGCUUUGGCAUCCUGGCAAGGAGCCUGCUUGACAAUCAAUCAAAUACGAGACAUGGCGGUCUCGGGGUGCAAUGGCUGCAAUCUCAAUGUGGAUGUACAGCCACAGGAUUUUGCCUAUAUCAUAUAUACGUCUGGAUCGACGGGUAAGCCCAAGGGCGUGAAAAUUAGCCACGAGGCUGUAUGCAACACUCUGCUAUCCACGAAGCGAGAACCAGGAUGCCAUGAUACAGACCGAAUAUUGGCAAUGAGCACUAUUUGUUUUGACAUGGCCAUUCUAGAAUUGUUUCUUCCACUAAUCAGUGGCGCCACAGCUAUUAUUGCUCAGAGAAGCGAGGUCAGAGAUGCGGAAGCUCUUAAACAUCUUCUGAGGCGUUACUCGGUGACCAUGAUGUAUGGAACACCGGCAAUCUGGCAGAUACUAUUGGAUUCUGGCUGGCGAGGCGAACCGCGUCUCAAAAAGAUGGUCUCCACUGGCGAAGCCCUUUCCAACGACCUUGCUAAGCGUCUGCUCACUUGCGGAGACGGCCUGUGGAACUUGUACGGCGCAACAGAAGCCGCGAUAUAUACAACCGUCUGGAAAGUGUGCCGAGGAGAAGAUGUCAUAAUUGGAAGCCCCAUCCUGAACAACCAGAUUUACAUACUCGAUGAGAACUUAUCACCAGUGCCACUUGGGGGCUCUGGCGAAGUGUAUAUCGGGGGCGUUGGUGUAGGCCGCGGCUAUCACAACAAUCCUACGCUCACGGAGUCUUGUUUUCUAAAUAGCCCGUUCAAUAAGGGGCUGCUAUACCGUACCGGCGACUUGGGUCGCUUUAUUGCGCCUGGGAAGAUGUGCAUUCUAGGUCGUCGCGAUGGCCAAGUCAAGAUCCGGGGCUAUCGUAUCGAAGUUGGAGAUAUCGAAGCAUGUAUUAGCAGUCAUGACGAUAUUUCUGGUGCUGCCGUAAUCAGCCGCGAUGACCGUCUGAUUGCCUACUGCGUGCGGAGGUUGGAUUCCAACUCCCAUGGGCCGAUUAAUGCAGCCGCUCCGGCACUCGAUGGUGUUCUUAGGCCAUGGAUAGCAGAACGUCUACCAGGUUAUAUGAUUCCAGCAUUUUUCGUCGAACUCGACUCGUUUCCACUGACUCCAAACGGGAAAAUUGACCGCAAGGCUCUUCCUGAAAAUGAAAAUGGGGAAACGGUCGAGGCUACGGCACAGACGAAGUCCGGUAAUGAGCUUGAGAGGAGUAUUUUGGCCAUUUGGUCCAAAGUGCUUGGCCAUGACAAUAUCAGCCUAGAUGUCAACUUCUUUCACAUAGGAGGUGACUCUCUGCGAGUUGUCCGCGUUCAGAAAGAGCUAGAACGGCUCUUGGGACGAUGGAUAUCCUCAGCCAAGAUAUUUGAGCACAACACCAUCAAGACAUUAGCAGAGUAUCUUGGCGGCAUCAAUGAGCCCGUACAGGGGGCGCCGGUGGCCGGAUUGACUAACACAUGCCAGAAUGGCGUCAGAUAUAGUCACGGCAACGAAGAUAUUGCAAUCAUCUCCAUGGCAUGCCGACUACCUGGUGGCAUCGCUACCCCUGAAGAUUACUGGGAGCUGCUUGUCAACGGAAGAGACGCCACCACAGAUGUGCCUAAAGACCGGUGGGAUGCUGAUGCCAUAUACGAUGCGGACCCAAACGCUAGUGGCAAAUCAUAUUGCCGAAGAGGCGGGUUUAUAACCUCUCCAGCAAUCAAUUCCUUUGACGCCUCCUUUUUCGGCAUAUCGCCGCGAGAGGCUCAGGCGAUGGAUCCAACUCAAGCCGUGAUGCUAGAGACUUGCUGGGAAGGUUUUGAGCGGGCUGGUUACACGACUGAGCAGCUACGUGGCAGCCGAACCGGCGUCUUCAUUGGCUCUAGCACUAUUGGGGCUCAUUCUAGCCUACGCCAGAACUGUGAUCUGGAAGCUCUUGAUGGAUACGCGACUACCGGGACGGCUGGUAGCGUCUUGUCGGGAAGAGUAUCGUACGUACUCGGCCUUGAAGGUCCAAACCUCACAGUUGAUACCGCAUGCUCAUCAUCGUUGGUUGCGACACACCUGGCCUGUAAUGCACUGCGUCAAAGGGAAUGUGAUAUGGCUAUAUCUGGUGGCGUGAGUCUUCUGCUCGGACCUGGGCUCUACGUCGAGUUCAGCCGGCUCAGGGGCAUGUCUGCAGACGGCUGUUGCAGGGCAUUUGCGGCUGACACGCAAGGUACAGGGUGGGCCGAAGGAUGUGCCGUCGUUGUUCUCAAACGCCUGUCUGAUGCUCAACGUGAUGGUGAUAUAGUCCAUGCUAUAUUACGGGGCACUGCUGUCAAUCAUGACGGACAGAGCGCCAGUUUGACGACGCCAAGUGGCCCGGCUCAGAAGCGUCUUAUACACGAUGCCCUUGCGGUUUCAGGUUUGCAGCCGCCUGACAUUGACUAUAUCGAGGCUCACGGCACAGCUACAAAGUUGGGUGACCCUAUUGAAGGAACGGCAUUGGCUGAAGUCUUCAAAGAUAGCCGAAUCGAUACCACAGAGCCGCUGUGGAUCGGUUCAGCCAAAUCGAAUAUUGGUCAUACACAGGCGGCUGCUGGUCUUGCUGGUCUGUUAAAGGUGGUGCUAUCAAUGCAGAACCAGACACUCCCACAAUCGCUGCACGUAAAUGAGCCAACUCCGGAGAUAGAUUGGAAAGGUGCAAAUAUGUUACCGGUGCAAACAAAACGUCCUUGGCUUCUUCAUGGCGGUAACAGACCGCGGCGGGCGGGCGUCAGCGCCUUUGGAAUUGGUGGCACAAACGCCCAUGCCAUUGUUGAGGAAGCUCCAGUGAGGAAUAUUUCUGAACAUGAUCCUCUCACUCCGUUGCCUCACGAAAUGCCGUUUCUACUAUCGGGCCAAAGUGAUGGUGCACUUAGAGAACAGGCAGACAACCUACAUCGAUUCCUCUCUGAUACUACACAGGGGCUUCAAGACGUGGCUUUUUCUCUGGCAACUACUCGAAACCAUUUCAGGCAGCGGCUUGCAAUAAUGGCGAGAGACAAAGCAGAACUAUUGGAGAAGAUCUCCCGUGUCGCCCACCCCCUUGACGAUUCGUCUGUUUCUUUCAGCGAUUCUCCAACGACUGCGAAGCCUUGCCUAGCGAUGCUGUUUACCGGACAGGGCAGCCAGUUACUGGGUAUAAGUCAGGCUCUCUACGAUACCUUUCCCGUGUUUCGUGAGGCAUUGGAUGAAAUCGCAGCCAUGUUCGCCCCGAUGCUUGAUAAGCCACUGCUAGACAUUCUACUUGCAGAUAAAAACAGCAAUGAGGCGGCUGGGUUGUUAAAGCGCACCGACUUUGCCCAGCCUUGCCUCUUUGCGCUCGAGGUAUCUUUAUGGCGUCUGUGGCAGAGCUGGGGAGUUGAGCCAGACUUCCUGCUGGGUCACAGCGCAGGCGAGCUCUCCAUUGCUCAUGUUGCAGGCAUUCUGGAUCUAGCGGAUGCUUGUCGGUUGGUGGCAGCUCGAGGCCGCUUGAUGCAAUCUCUGCCGUCUCGUGGAAGCAUGAUCUCCCUCGAAGUUGGUGCCAUGGAUGUAACAGCAGCCAUCGUCGAGUUAUGCCUUGACGGCAAGGUUGACAUCGCUUGUGAAAACACGCCACAGCAGACGGUGGCAUCGGGUGACCCCGAGGCUAUCAAUAGUAUGGAAGCUUACUUCACGCAGCGAAAUCGCAAGACAAACAUCCUUGGAGUGUCACAUGCCUUCCACUCAUUCCAAAUGGACGAGAUGCUGGAGGAGUUUCGAGCUGUUGCAGAGAUGAUACAGUUUCACCCUGCCAAGAUACCCAUCGUCAGCAGCCUCACUGGUGAAGUAUCUCGUCAAGGAGAACUUGAAACAUCGGAUUAUUGGGUUCAGCAAGUUCGCAAGACUGUACUCUUUAGCAGCGCCGUGGAAACGCUCACAAGAGAGGGGGCCAACAUUUUCCUAGAAUUAGGCCCUCAACCAGUUCUAUGUGGCAUGGCAGCCGCGUGUCUCUCUGAUCGUGGAAGCAGUAUCAAGUCAAUGACAUGGCUGCCGUCGCUUGUUCCCGAUAAAGACGCCGUGGAAACUCUCCACAAGAGCCUUUCCGAGUUGCAUUUGCUUCAUGUUCCCGUCAGGUGGUCCGGCUACUUUGAGCCUUUUAGUUGUCGUAAGAUUGGCCUCCCGACAUAUGCCUUCCAACGACAGCAAAUCAUGCCAGUGAAAGCACCGCUUGUCGAUGACAUUUCCGUUGCCAAUGGCACAAAUCACAAACAAGCAAUGAGAGUUCGGGAUAUAGAGCAGUUUCUGUUCCAGGUCGACUGGCAUCCAGCCGGUAGUAAUACGUUCAAACCAGGCGGCUCAUGGGGCAUACUGAUUCCGCAUGGCGAAUUAGCUUGGAUGCAGGACGUUACAGAAGCAUUAUCACAAAGUGGAAUGACGCUGGUACCGGUCAAUGGCAUCAGAGACACGAAAGCACUGGCCGGCCUUGUUUGUUUAUGGGGUUCCGGUGAUGAUGUCUUGCAGGCAACACGAGAAUUUACUGCUGAGGCGCUCUCCCAACUUCAAGACGCCGUUGAUAUGGGAUUCUCUCUUCCAAUAUUAUGGAUAACUCGACAUGCAAUUGGGAUUAACCCUGAGGACCAAGUUGAUGGUUUGGGUGCAGCAGCUCUAUGGGGUUUGAUGCGUACGGCCCGUAGUGAACAUCCAGAGCUACUUCUACGUCUCGUAGAUAUAGAUGACCAAGACAUCACACCAGAGACGUUAUCGUGCGCUCUGAUGCUCGAAAAUGAGCCAGAGUGUGCUUUACGCCAGGGCAAUGUGAUUGUGCCACGCAUACAUCACGUAAAGCCACGGAUAACAAGAGAGAAGCCGUUCAAUAAGCCAUUGCUACGUUCAGAUGGUGCAGUGCUGAUAACAGGCGGCAUGGGAGGUAUCGGUCAGCAUAUAGUGAAGUGGCUGGCCGGCGCUCACGGCAUCCGAGACAUUGUGUUGCUGUCCCGUCGAGGCAUGGCAUCUCCUGGUGCUGAGACGAUUGUGAGCGAACUAUCACGAUUAGGUGCCAAGGUAACUGUGGUAGCCGGAGAUGUGGGAGACGCAAAUUGCGUUGAGAAGACCUUGGCUUUGUUCAAUGACGAUCGACCUCUACGCGGUGUUUUCCAUGCUGCUGGCGUUCUCGACGAUGGCCUUCUCUCGGCACUCACACCAUUGCGAUGUGAUGCUGUCUUUGGCCCAAAGGUAGAUGGCGCCUGGAAUUUACACCGCUUUACCCGAGGCAUGGAUUUAGAUGUCUUCAUCAUGUUUUCCUCCAUCUCUGGUGUCAUUGGCACGAUAGGGCAGGCCAACUAUGCUGCUGCCAACACUUUUCUUGAUGCUCUUGCCCACCUCCGGCACGCCGAAAACCUACCGGCCACUUCGAUGGCAUGGGGCUCUUGGUCCGGGGAUGGUAUGGCAGCUGAGUUGAAGGACAUGUGCCUUGCUUACCACGCGCAACUCGGCCUUGGAGCCCUUUCGCCGGAACAAGGUUUAGAUCUGCUUGACAUGGCAGUACGUGGCAAGAAUCCAUUUACUAUAGCGGCUAAAUAUGACUUGGAACGACUGUGGAGGUAUUAUGAAGAUGCAGACGGGAUACCACCUUUGUUUCAGUUGUUGUUGGGCCAAGACAGCAAGCAGGAUAGGGAAAGGAGAGGCUACGGCUUAGAAUUGCGAAAUUCUCUGAAAGGUGCCUCACCAGAUAAGCAAGAGAAUAUCAUUCUGAGAGUGGUGCGGACAGCGGUAGCCAAGACACUGGGAUUUGCCUCACCAGAUCAUGUCGAUGUUGAUGUUCCUUUGCAGAAGCUUGGGAUCGACUCCUUGGCCACAGUCUUGAUACGCAAUCAGCUGACUGCCACUCUAUCACCAUCUGCGAACAUCUCAUUUAAUCAUGAGAAUCUAAGGGCACUCAGCCAGUCUCUCCUGCCUCAUGUACGAGGGAACAGGACAAGUGGCCACGAGGCUAUAUCCGGCACAGUCAUUGAUACAACCACAAACUCUCACAGCAACACCCGAGAGGCAAGCGGACCUAAGCAACUUGUCAUUGACAACCGAUCGGUACAUCAAACUCUUCCCUCUGAGCUCGCCGUUUCGGAUCCAACCCUUGUCUCUUCGUUAAACUAUUUCUCAAGCUUACGCUGGUGCUCUUCUUUAAUCAACGAUUAUUCGCCAUCGUCAGGUCUUUUACCUGGCUACGGUCAGGCAAUCACGUUCACACCACGCUGCUUUAGCCCUCCCAGCCCCGAACAUGACCAAUUCUUCAGGAAUACUCUUUAUGAACAGAACAACAACGGAGCUAUCCGUCAUGCCCUCUCCCUAUUCAGGCCAUCGGAUACUUAUCACUUGGAAGACACGUCACGCCCAAUUGUCCGCGUGGCCACCCUUUUCGCCUUGGGUCGCUACACGUCUGGCCACAAAGGAAUUGUCCACGGUGGCCUUAUUGCCACACUCCUGGACGAAAGUCUGGGCAUCGUCAGCCAGGUCAAUACGGCGUUUAAAAAAUCAGGCUUCCACUCUACCGAUAUUUACGUCACCGGAUCUUUGAACAUCAGAUUCUUAGCCCCGCUGACGACGCAUGAGGAUGUUGUAUGCUUGACGGCAUGGGUCGAGAAUAUCCAAAGUCGUAACAUUGCAUUGAAGGCGAACAUGACAAACUCAAGUGGGAAGACUUUUGCCGUGGCAGACAGUCUCUGGGUAGCCGUUGAUGAGGGACAAUCAACUGCGUAA
Messenger RNA from Trichoderma aggressivum f. europaeum, 7128 nucleotides. RefSeq lists its product as uncharacterized. Bases 1 to 7128 code for a protein of 2375 amino acids. The record is from RefSeq and is a predicted model, not a curated record. Gene Ontology annotation, cellular component: cytoplasm; plasma membrane. Gene Ontology annotation, molecular function: phosphopantetheine binding; fatty acid synthase activity. Gene Ontology annotation, biological process: fatty acid biosynthetic process; DIM/DIP cell wall layer assembly. Lineage: Eukaryota; Fungi; Ascomycota; Sordariomycetes; Hypocreales; Hypocreaceae. The transcript has a single exon.